AUGGAUGCGUUCAGAUUGUUGACCAGAUCAACAAAAUUAAAGCCUGUAUCGUCGGCUACAGACUCGCGUCUGCCAUCCACUGGGAAAGCAGCCAACCCGCAGCUCUUCCGGACCGCGGAGAGCGACAACCUCGAGUCUGCCAAGAAUGGCAAAAAAAGAAAGAGAGGCGCUGCUGUCCAAGAGGAUGAGGAAGAUGUCCCUGAUCUCGACUUUUUCAGUUCAAAUAAGCGCCCUGCAGCCAGUGUAACGGAAACCGCUGCUGCGACCGUGGGCGACGAUAAAAAAGUGUCUGCUCAGGAUGCCGCAUCCGAUGACGAAGAUUCUAUGGAUGAAGUGGAACGUCGCACUAUCUUGAAUUCACACAAGAUCAAGGUUACAGACAUGCGCGACUUGGAAGAGAUCCAAGCUGAACCCACAUCUACCAAAGAUUCCAAGAAGAAAAAGAAGAAGUCAAAGAAAGAAGAGGCGCCGACUCUCAGUAAGAAGGAGCAGAAGCGCGCCAGACGCUUGUUCCCGGAGCCCCUGCUUAACUUCAAGGAGCUUCGGUCUAAAUAUAAGAUCUCCUCGCGGCUCGCAGAGAAUGUUGCGGAGCAAGGAUUUACCGUACCGACAGAGGUCCAGCUUGGAACCCUUCCAUUGCUUCUUGGAAAAUCUUCUGAACCAGAUCUUCUGGUCGUUGCUCCCACCGGCAGCGGCAAGACAUUGUCAUUCCUGAUUCCCGUGAUCAACAAAAUUGUUCGACACCACCACUCACAUCCUGACGAGCAUGGUAUUUUGUCUCUGGUUGUGGCGCCCACCAGGGAGCUCGCAAGCCAGAUCGUCAAUGAGGGCCGCAAGCUAGUGGCUGGAACAGGCGUGAAGAUCACGCUUAUGAGAAAGGGCAUGCGUGUUGGAGAUGAUAGUGGCGCCGAUGUUCUUGAUGAGAACAGCGAAGAAUCGUCCGGGUCAGAAGAUGAAGAUGCCGAAAACAAGCCAGCAAAGGAGCGAGCCAACAUCCCGGUCACCAAGAGCGAUAUUCUCGUCACUACGCCUCUAAUGCUGGUUAAUGCUCUAUCUGCGAACCGGACGACUACCAUGGCAACAUUACCUCUGGUGCGGAGCUUGGUUAUGGACGAAGCCGAUGUCCUCCUGGACCCAUUGUUCCGGGAACAGACACUCGAUAUCUGGAAAGCAUGCUCACACCCCGAUUUGCGCGUCGGCCUUUGGUCAGCCACCAUGGGAUCCAAUAUCGAGGACCUCACCAAGUCGACCAUCAAAGAGCGGCUGGAAGACCUCGGACAAAAGCCAAGCGAGCCACAUGCGCUACUUCGUCUGGUUGUAGGGUUGAAAGACUCUGCAAUCCCCAACAUUGACCACAAACUCGUCUACGCAGCAACAGAGCAGGGUAAACUGAUGGGACUACGCCAACUUCUUCGCCCAGCUGCAGCAUCAGCAUCAGAUAUCCGCCUUCGCCCUCCCUUCCUCAUUUUCACACAGACUAUCCCUCGUGCGGUGGCCCUACACUCAGAACUCAAAUAUGAUAUCCCCGCCGAAGCAGGUGGAUCCUCACGUAUUGCGGUUCUCCACUCCGAUCUCUCAGAUGGCCAACGGUCCGAUAUCAUGCGCGAUUUCCGCAAAGGCGAGAUUUGGAUUUUGGUUACAACGGAUCUGCUAGCCCGCGGCGUCGAUUUCCGCGGUAUCAACGGCGUCGUCAACUACGAUAUCCCCAACUCGGCGGCCGUCUACGUCCACCGCGUGGGGCGAACCGGUCGUGCCGGUCGCGAGGGCGGUAUCGCCGUCACUUACUACACUAAGGAAGACAUUCCUUACGUGAAGAGCAUUGCCAACAUCAUUGAUGUCAGUGAGAAGCUACGCGGUGGUGAAGAAGGCGACAAGUCCAUCCAGAAAUGGCUGCUCGACGCUUUGCCAAAUUUGAGCAAGAACAGCAAGAAGGAUAUGAAGAGGCAUGGUGUCAAGGCGCGCCAGACCCCAAGAUUGGCCGAUAAGGAAGAUGAUGGAAAGGGCGCUCGUGGUAUGAGAAUCAGUACUAAGAGUGGCUUUGAGCGCCGCUUGGAGAACAAGAAAAAGGGUGCUAUUGCGGCCAGCCGCAACAGGAAGGCUGCCGCAGCGGCUAGCGGCAAUGUCAGCGACACUGGUAGCUGGAAUGGAUUGGAUGAUUAA
Molecule: messenger RNA, 2160 nt
Organism: Penicillium mononematosum
Lineage: Eukaryota; Fungi; Ascomycota; Eurotiomycetes; Eurotiales; Aspergillaceae
Gene: rok1
Product: RNA-dependent ATPase ROK1
Exons: 1
Coding region: 1-2160 (719 amino acids)
Biological process (GO): maturation of SSU-rRNA
Cellular component (GO): 90S preribosome
Molecular function (GO): ATP binding; RNA helicase activity; nucleic acid binding
Source: RefSeq, a predicted model, not a curated record